This is a messenger RNA of Lates calcarifer (barramundi perch), 1913 nucleotides long. Its product is annotated as protein shisa-9. The record is from RefSeq and is a predicted model, not a curated record. Gene Ontology annotation, cellular component: postsynaptic density; dendritic spine membrane; AMPA glutamate receptor complex. The transcript is spliced from 2 exons. Lineage: Eukaryota; Metazoa; Chordata; Actinopteri; Centropomidae. Gene Ontology annotation, biological process: regulation of AMPA receptor activity; regulation of short-term neuronal synaptic plasticity. Bases 1344 to 1913 code for a protein of 189 amino acids.
AGAGGAAAAAGAGCCGUCAAAGAACGAUCCAUUAAUGUGGGACACUCCACUCUGGUCUUCUAUUGGAUGCAGCAGGACUAAGACAUUAAGAUCAGAGAUUCAGUAUCACAACAUCAGCCCUCCCCUCCCUCUCUCUUUUUCUCCUCCUCUCUUCUCUCCCCUUUAGUCUGAGCACUUGUAGGGCAGGACUGAGCAGGCUGACAGACAGAGAGUGCCCAGCUGGUGUCCUGGGUCUGUUAGAGACCCUGGGAUCCACGAGGGGGGGAGAAAGGAGGAGUGUGCACGGAGCAGCAGCAGCAGCAACAGGAGCCCAGCAUACACACACACACACACACACACACACACACAAAAAGAAGCCACUGGACUCCUUGUGUGUGUGUCGCUUAAAAGCUACAGAGUGACACUGACAGAGCACUGUCACCAGGAGGAUUUGAGCUGUUUGCGAAUGUGUGUGUGAGAGUGUGUGAGGGUGUGUGCGUGUGUGUGCAUGAGAGGAAACACUCCUCAAGUGCAAGAGGGACGCUUCUGGACUGCAACCACCAUAGGACUUCAGCUUGACAAGAGCCCGGAGUUAUGUUUUAAAGAGUUUUGAGCAGCUGCUUUUACCUGUUGGGUCUUUGGCUGGAAAUCUAUGAAGGAACUAUCCUACAUAAUCAUUUCAAAAUAAAAGCUGACUAUUCAAUAUCACUCCAAUCAGGGACUGAAAGACUGGAACUAUACUUCUCAAGGAGGGAGUAACAUUCACCAAAGUGGAUCAAGGUGGCGGGGAUGAAAAAAGAUGCCCACCACCAAAAUAAAAAAGCUUCCUUUGAACAGUGACAUUGAGAGUAGGAGGAUAAUAGAUGCAAGUUAAGCUCUGAGGAGGGACAAGUGGAAAAAAACACACCACGCUUUGGUUAGAGUUUUUUUCUUCCCUGGACAUCAGAUCUGAUUUGACUCCAGACUUGAGCAUUAAGAGUUGUUAUCCACUCAGGAAUAUGAAUCCGUCUCUGUGAGUGAAAAGCCUUUCAUGUGGGAGCCCGUGACUAUCUGUGAGUUUGAAAGGAAUCUGCCUUCUUUUUCUGCUGGCGCCGUCAGGAACCCAGAGUUCCUCACUUUUCGCGGAUUAUUCAUCCACUCGGCGGGGGAGCUUACUGCUAGAAAUGCCAGAGGCGAGUUCAUUCGUAGGUAACACGCCCUCCUAAACUGGAUUCCCUCCAAGCCACCAGAUUUGGAUUUGUCUACAACCGCCUCUGCUGUCUGCUCAUGACAUAUGGCUUUGUGAAAGGAUCUUUAAUUUGGGCCUCUCAUUAACAAUUACACAUCAGCUCUAAGCCAUCACAAGACAUUGGAGUAAGUCCAAGAUGGCCACCUCCAUGCAUCCACUCUUGAUAAGCUUCUCUCUGGCCAUUCUCCUGGGUUUGACCUCUCUGGGUGGACUGAAUUCUCGGCCCUCAGGUCAGGCUUCGGCCCAGGUCUCCACCAACAACCAGACAACAGAGCCCUCCGCGUUACCAGAGGCUGCCCUGGCUACGCCCACACCAGAUCCUGAGGACCAAACAGCUCCAUCCGGCGGUAACCGAUGCUGGGGUUACUACGAUGUCAUGGGCCAGUGGGACCCACCGUUCAAUUGUAACGCGGGUAUCUACUUGUUCUGUUGCGGUUCCUGCUUCUACCGCUUCUGCUGCCAGUUCAAAAUUCACAGUUUGGACCAGACUUCCUGUUCCAACUAUGACACACCUGUGUGGGCGAACACUGGGAAACCGGCGGCACCUGUCACAGAGGCCCACGAGGAACCAGACCGGGACCGAACCCACAUGAUCGUGUAUAUUAUCUGUGGAGUGGUGGCCAUCAUGGUAUUGGUCGGGAUUUUCACCAAGCUCGGGCUGGAGAAAAGUCAAGGGGGACAGACUGACAUGACCAACUCCAGGUAG